GUGCAGGGCGGGCUCGGGGCCGCCAAGAGCCUCUGGUCCUGGGGCUUCGGCAAGGUGAAGGAGACCGCGGCCACGGUGGGCGACAGCAUCGCCAGCUCCGAGUUCCUGAAGGAGACGGAGAGGCUCGCCGACCGGGCCUCGCAGGCCAUCGAGACCGGCAGGACGAGGGCCGGCGCGAAGCUGUCGGAGCUAAACCAGAACCUGCAGCCGGCCCUGGCGCAGACGGAGGAGAAGCUGGCCGCAGCGAAGGUCCGGGCCGCGGAGCUGGGCGAGAAGGCGCAGCCGAAGAUCCAGGAGGCGUCGGAGACGGCCAGGCGCGGGCUCUUCAGCGCCGCGUCGAACGUGGCGAGGACCGCGAUAUGGUUCCAGUCGAUGGGCUCCACGAGGGACUCCAGCGACGAGGAGGACGCGCCCGCCUCGCGGUCGGCGGCCGCGGCGCCGCCGCGGGAGGGGGCGAUGGCCCCCGAGCCUGCCCCAGCGGCCGCAGCGCCCAUGGGAGCGCCCGCGGGCGGCUACCCGGCCGCCGAGGCCGGCUCGCGGCGGGCGGCGCCGGGGCAGGCCGCGGCGGUGUGGACGGACGAGGGCGUCGUGGGGGCGGCGGCCGGCGGUGCCGCAGCCGCGGCGGAGGCGAAGGCGGACGUAGAGCAGGCCGACAAGGCGGAGGCGGAGGCCAAAACCAGGGCGGAGGCGGAGGCGAAGGCGGAGGCAGAGGCCAAAGCCAAGGCCGAGGCGGAGGCGAAGGCGAAGGCGGAAGCAGAGGAGGCCGCCAAGGCGGAGGCGGAUGCCAAAGCCAAGGCAGAUGCAGACGCGAAGGCGGAGGUUGAGGCCAAGGCCAAGGCAGAGGCAGAGGCGAAGGCCAGGGCGGAAGCCGAGGAGGCCGCCAAGGUGGCGGCGGAGACCAAAGCCAAGGCAGAGGCGGAAGCGAAGGCGGCGGCGGAGGCGGAGGCCAAAGCAAAGGCAGAGGCGGAGGCGGAGGCGAAGGCGGCCGAGGAGGCCGCCAAGGUAGCGGCGGAGGCCAAAGCCAAGGCGGCGGCUGAGGCGGAGGCGGCGGCGGCGGCGGAGGCCAAAGCCAAGGCGGAGGCGGAGGCUAAGGCGGCGGAGGCCAAAGCCAGGGCGGAGGCGGAGGCGAAGGCGGAGGCAGAGGCAGAGGCGAAGGCGAAGGCGGAAAGAGAGGAGGCCGCCAAGGCGGAGGCGGAGGCCAAAGCCAAGGCAGAGGCAGAGGCCAAAGCCAAGGCCGAGGCGGAGGCGAAGGCGAAGGCGGAAGCAGAGGAGGCCGCCAAGGCGGAGGCGGAGGCCAAAGCCAAGGCAGAUGCAGAGGCGAAGGCGGCGGAGGCGGAGGCCAAGGCCAAGGCAGAGGCAGAGGCGAAGGCCAGGGCGGAAGCCGAGGAGGCCGCCAAGGUGGCGGCGGAGGCCAAGGCGAAGGCGGAGGCAGAGGCGAAGGCGGCGGCGGAGGCAGAGGAGGCCUCGAAGCCGCCGGCUGCAACGGCAGAGGCCGCCCCGAGCAAGGCUGCCGUGGACGACUUUGAGGACCUGCUGGGCUGAGGCGGCGCCUCGACGGGGUGCGCAUUCGGCGCCUGCCCCCCAUCUCCGGAGCGGCGCGGCGACCCGGCACCGAGGAGGAACGGAGGGCGAGAGGGAUCCUCCUCCUGCUCCUCCUCCUCCUCCUCCUCUGCUCCUCCUCGUCUCCCUCGCCCUUCCUCGUUCUGCCUCCUCCUCGGUCCGCCCCCCCUCCCCCCUCCCCCCCGAGAUCGCGCGCCUCCGCCGUCUUGGGCGGGCGCGCGGCGCCUGUUUCAGAGUCCUCAGGGAGCGCGUAGCCGUCGGGCAGGCCGAGAGCUAGGUGGACCUGCCCCCUGAUGCCACCAGUGCCAGAGCA
Molecule: messenger RNA, 1873 nt
Organism: Prorocentrum cordatum
Lineage: Eukaryota; Dinophyceae; Prorocentrales; Prorocentraceae
Source: the annotation of a GenBank genome assembly